AAAAGCGCAGAGCGCACGCACGGGAUCUUUUCAGCAGAAUUUCUUGCUGGUACUCGGUAGUUUUGUGUCGGUUCGGUUUAAUACUAUAUACAUAAUACUGUCGCACACAGUAUUGCAAAUAAUAAGACACGAUGGGUAACAACGUAAGUGCAAGUCCUGUCGCAGCUUUACCGGCAGCAGCCACCACCGAUUCAAAGCUAGCAGACCCGUCGGGCAAAACGGAAAAACCCAAAUGCAAAGCUUGCUGUGCCUGUCCCGAAACAAAACGUGCUCGUGAUUCCUGCAUUAUGGAAAGGGGAGAGGAGAACUGUGGCGAGCUGAUCGAAAAACAUAAACAAUGCAUGCGGGACAUGGGAUUCAACAUCUAAAACUGGCGCGCACUAUGGCCAUUCGAUUGGUAAGACUGAUUGGCUAAGCCUAGUUUUGGCAUCAAAUCUCGCCCCGAGUGCUAAAUUCUUAGAUUACUGCUUCAUAAUGCCCACCCCAUGCAUUGUAAAUAUAGCAACUAACUAGUACUUACGCAUUAUUUAAUUUCAUCUAUUUGAUAUAUUUUGAUUAGU
Sabethes cyaneus is the source of this 560-nucleotide messenger RNA. RefSeq names its product cytochrome c oxidase copper chaperone (gene Cox17). NCBI's taxonomy places the organism in Eukaryota, Metazoa, Arthropoda, Insecta, Diptera, Culicidae. The transcript is spliced from 3 exons. Bases 132 to 368 code for a protein of 78 amino acids. The record is from RefSeq and is a predicted model, not a curated record. Gene Ontology annotation, biological process: mitochondrial respiratory chain complex IV assembly. Gene Ontology annotation, cellular component: mitochondrial intermembrane space. Gene Ontology annotation, molecular function: copper chaperone activity; copper ion binding.